Molecule: messenger RNA, 678 nt
Organism: Pneumocystis jirovecii RU7
Lineage: Eukaryota; Fungi; Ascomycota; Pneumocystomycetes; Pneumocystales; Pneumocystaceae
Exons: 2
Coding region: 1-678 (225 amino acids)
Biological process (GO): tRNA splicing, via endonucleolytic cleavage and ligation
Molecular function (GO): tRNA 2'-phosphotransferase activity
Source: RefSeq, a predicted model, not a curated record
AUGACAGUUCAUAAUGAAACUUGGUCACGGAAAUUGUGUAAGGUUUUACGACACUGUGCACCUAAUUAUGGGCUUUAUAUGAAUAGUGAUGGAUUUGUUUCUGUAGAUGCCUUACUAUCUCAUCCUGCUUUCCGAGGAUUAACUGUUUCUCAGCUUAAGCAAAUUGUUGCAGAAAAUAAUAAAUCUCGUUUUGUUCUUUAUACUGAUCCUCAGACACAAGAACUUUUUAUCCGAGCUGCUCAAGGACAUUCAAUCCCUCUUCAAGAUGAUCUUCUUUUGGAGCGUAUUAUUUUCAAAGAUCAGUUCCCGAAAACAACUGUUCAUGCAACAACUCGUCAAAAAUGGAUCCAGAUUUAUAAGUCUGGUGGAUUAUCUGCCAUGAAGCGCAAUCAUAUUCACCUUACUUCUUAUCCAGAAUGCUUGGGCGGCACUACUGUCCCUCAAAUACGUGCUUCUGCUGAUGUUCUUAUUUUAGUCGAUGUUUAUAAUGCUUUUGAUCAUGGUAUUCCCUUUUUUUGGUCUACAAAUAAGGUACUUUUGACACCUGGAGCUCCUGCAACACCUGGUUGGCUUCCAUUACAAUAUCUGAUUGGUGCUAUUACACGUACUGGUGAACCUCUUAUAUUUCCUCCUGAUUCUUUUGCUUCUGCUUCUUUUCAUGUUUCUACAAUACCUUAA